This is a messenger RNA of Bipolaris oryzae ATCC 44560, 750 nucleotides long. RefSeq lists its product as uncharacterized. The transcript has a single exon. Bases 1 to 750 code for a protein of 249 amino acids. The record is from RefSeq and is a predicted model, not a curated record. Lineage: Eukaryota; Fungi; Ascomycota; Dothideomycetes; Pleosporales; Pleosporaceae.
AUGGUAUACAUUACCUCCGACCUCUUCGGCCCCAGCACCGCACGUGAUUGGCAACAAGACAAUACAUCUCACAAUUGGCAUACCAUGGCCCCCGACCAGCCCGCCGCCGGUCUUGGCAAGAGAAAGCGACAAGCAGGCGACGACAAACCACAACUAUACGAACGCCCGUGUACCUCACUUCACACAUCUGGCACCGACAUCUCCCCAAAGACCAUCCCACGUCACCACCGCUCCUCCCUAAGCCGCGACACCACCCGCCUCCACCACCCCAAUACCCCGCCAUUCGACUCCAACAACAACACCCUCUCCUAUGCCUUCCUCCCCUCAAAAGCCCACGACUUCCCGUCCGACCGCCGCCCCGUCAAACAACUCAAACGCUUCAGUCCAAAAGCCUCCCUCGUAAAAUCAACCUCGCACCUCAUGGAUAUCGAUCUCGACGUUCAAUCUCCUACUACUACUACUACUACUACUACUACUACUACUACUACUACUACUACCUGUGGGACACCGGCACAUCACCAUGCGGUCUCCGACCUGCGCUCGUGCCAUGCGUGCCAAAAAGCGCCGACACGAAAGAAGGAUCUGGAAAAUUAUCUCGACUGCAGGAGGUGUGAGGGACGGACGUGCUUUAUCUGCGCAAGGCAGUGUGUGGGCUGUGCAAAGGCCAUUUGUAAAAAGUGUAUAGUGGAGGUUGGGGAAGAGGGGGAUGCCUGGUGUUUGGAUUGCUACUCAAGGACCAUCAAUUCUUGA